UCUGCAGCGAGAUCAAGUCAUAUGAGAGACGGAAGUUGUAGCAUCUACUCGGAGUGUAUCCUGAGAGUAUCAACAAAGUGAAGAUGCAAGCCAGUAGAACACCCCCAGGCGUUUUGCCUGUUCCGACAGAGCCUACAAAGCGAUAUGGAACACCCCUAGGAAUAGCUUAUGGCAUUGUGGUCUACACAGCGGCGUUUCUGAUUCUUGUAGUCGGAAUUUAUUUUCUCAUCACUGGAAGAGGGUCUCGGGUUGACUUUGGCUGGUUUUUCGAGACCACUUCCCCGUACAUGUGGGCUCUCAUCGGUGUCGGACUGGCCAUUUCUUUGUCCGUUGUGGGUGCUGCUUGGGGGAUCUACACGACUGGCGUGAGUAUUGCUGGUGGCGGUGUGAAGGCACCACGUAUCAAGACCAAGAACUUGAUCAGUAUCAUUUUCUGUGAGGCUGUGGCUAUUUAUGGCAUCAUCAUGGCCAUCGUCAUCAGCACCAAUCUUGCCGAGUUUGAGCUGAGCACAAUGACAGAUGAGGAUAAAAUCUUCAAAAACUACGCAGCAGGCUUCAAGAUGUUUGGGGCCGGUCUGACCGUCGGCCUGUGCAACUUGGCCUGUGGCGUGUGUGUGGGCGUGGUCGGGUCUGGCGCUGCUCUGGCUGAUGCAGCCAACUCCUCCCUCUUUGUCAAGAUUUUGAUCAUCGAGAUCUUCGGCUCUGCCAUCGGAUUGUUUGGCCUCAUCAUUGCAAUCUUACAGGUAACCAGUGCCAGUAUGGAGACCAACUUGUAAAGUUUUUUUCUGAUAUAGACCAUCAUUCAUCCGUGCAGGCAUGGGAAUUUUUCGGCUCCAAUGAAAAUUUUCAAUCAACGCUCAAAGACUCUUCCUCUUCUUGCAUGUUGUUAUAACUUUAUACAUUAGAAUAAUGUUCACCAAGGAUUUGUGAGGGGAGGGGGGGGGGCAGUAUUGCAUGAUUAUUGACUUCCAAAUUGCCUUCUGCACAAAACUACUUCCCACACCUGCAAUGAUGAACAAAUAGCUAUGAUGACCACUCAGCAAACUUCCAAGCGAGAACUUUUCUCAUCGUUUUCACAUUAAAAGACUGUUCUUGUCAUUAGUGAUCCCCUGUACCAUAGUUGGUCUUUGGUUGAUUGGUUUUUUUUUGGGGGGGGGGGUGUUUUUUUUCCUUUCUUUCAAAGUUUUUCUUGUCAUCACAUAACCUGCGGAGCUUUAAUACGGUGGUGUUCCCCUCCCUAGAGUCUCGAAUAUUGUCAACUUUGGUUGCCAUGAAUAUGUACCGUGAUAGUUGAGAUCGUAUUCAGAAACUUUUGAGUUAUGUGUAAAUGUUGUGUGAGUUACAAGUGUGUCUGUCACAUGCCAGUUUUUGUACAUGAGUGUGUACAUGUGUAUGUGUGUGUGUGUUCGUGCUAUGAAGAACGUAAGCCUGGUGUCCAGCAUGUCUGUGCGGCACGGGGUGUGUACAGUUGGGACAAUUAUCAAAUUAUUAAUCAGUGGUCUCUAAACGUGCGUUUGUGUGUGUGUGUGAGAGAGAAUAAGUCACCUAUAAAAUCAUGACAUGAUGUGGUCAACUGUGUGAUUUUGAAUAACAUUCCUGUCUAUGUUCUUGUAAAUUACUGGCCCCCCUUCUCCCUGUGUAUGUUAAGUGUACCUUAGGCAGUUCUGUGAUUCUGUGGGUUGUAAAGUUGAUUCCUCUAGUCAUGUUUCAGUAGAAAAGCGCCAUUUGGAAUGGGUGAUGUCAAAUUUUCCUUAUAUAAGCAUAUUCAGGGUUCCCACUCAAACGAAAAAAGUCAGAAAUUUAUUUUUCAGAUUUCCUGAUCGAGAAAACACCAUGAAAAUGAAGGAAAAUGAAAAUAGAAGCCGGAACAUCAAAGGUUACAUUAAAUUUAUAGAUUAACCCCAUUUCCUUGACUCUAACACCCCAUGAAAAGGGACUGUCCAUUGUCGUGUUAGGAUUUUAUCUUACAUUUCUCUUCAACUUCAUUUGUACUUCUUAGCUCAGUCGUCUUUUAAAAAAAUCACUUUGAAAGUGAUUAUACAAUACUAAAAUAAAGGAGGAAACCGGGAAGUUCUGGGGGGGGGUUUUCUUGAUGAGUGGGGACUCUGAGUAUUUCUAGAUUUAGUUUUCUUCUUCUUUUUGCCUGUUAUUAGUUUCUUCUAUUAAUAAGAUUAAAAGUUGUCUACUGUUAGUGAUUGGAUGUUGACUGUGUGAAAGAAAAAUAAGGCAUGAGUGAAAAAGAUAAUAUAUAUAAUUUAUUUAACCACACGCGCCAGUUGAGAGAGAAAGUCUAAAAACGUCUUUGUUACAUUUUUCUUUCUGCCCCGUUUUUUUUUUUUCGGGAAUGCUGCCAGACAUGCAGAAAGUCCCACCGCUGUUGGCUGGUCCCGGCAAGAUCAUGUCGGCAUAGACUGUACUGUUGUGGGGAUUUAUGGCCUGUAGAUGGGGUGCCUCAUAAGCUUUGGUUCUUGUAGAGAAACUUGCUUUUUUUUUUUUUAAACUUUUUUCUUUCUUCUGGGUCUUUAAUUUCUUGUAAGAUUACACUGACCAUCAUCAAAGAUUUAUUUAUAGAGGCACCAGCCAUCCAUGUCCAGGUGCUGUCUUAGCCUAAGACUACACUGAUUCAUAUCUGUUGUAACCAUAAAAUUCUAAGUGCUAAUUUUUUUGACAUUAGAUAACCUGGUAUGAAAAGCUUGUAGGCAUUUUUGUGUACGUAAUUGUUAUUAGGCUGUCCACCGGGCACCCAGAAGGAGUUUGAUUCACGUGUUGGAAAAAAAUCUUUUUACUUAGGAUAUUCCACCAACCUGCUUCUUGAACGGUCUACCACAGCGUGUCUAUCAGGGCGAAAAGAUGAUGUAAAAGUAAAAUAAAUGUGUACAAACUUGCUGCAAUGUGCGAUUAUCAUUUUCUUUCUUCCUUUUUUUUUUUUUCACUUUUUUUUCUUUAGAACUCGUGGUCUUAAAAAAAUGUUUGGUUUUGUACUAUAUGGCGAUAUGUACAUGUGUAUGAAAAUCCAAUGUGGGAGAGCGGUUUGUGUACAUGGUGGUGAUUUGAUUGUGUGUGGGAGAAAAGAGCGAGCGGACAGAAAGUUAAGGUCAGUGUUCAUCAUUUACUGAGUACUAAGCAGAGCAUUAUGAAUGUAGUGUGUGUUUGUGUCAUUGGUGUCUCCUUUGUUCUUUUUGUCACUUUUGUGUAGAUUAUAGUACAAAUGUAAUACACUGAGUGAAAAAGUA
Messenger RNA from Aplysia californica (California sea hare), 3233 nucleotides. RefSeq names its product V-type proton ATPase 21 kDa proteolipid subunit. Gene Ontology annotation, cellular component: proton-transporting V-type ATPase, V0 domain. Bases 84 to 776 code for a protein of 230 amino acids. The record is from RefSeq and is a predicted model, not a curated record. The transcript has 7 exons. Lineage: Eukaryota; Metazoa; Mollusca; Gastropoda; Aplysiida; Aplysiidae. Gene Ontology annotation, biological process: proton transmembrane transport. Gene Ontology annotation, molecular function: proton-transporting ATPase activity, rotational mechanism.